AUGGAUCUUGCACGUUAUUUCAGUUUACGACGGAAGACUACCGGCAGUCACAACAGUACUCACCCAGCGCAUGGAAAGGAUAGGACUUAUCUGCCCCUACUUGCAAGUCCCAUCAACGAAGAUGUCCUCGAAGUAGUGUCGGGUAACUCUUCAGAUUUGGAGAAGGUCAACACCCAUACAAGCACACUCGACGGUUCGAAUGACGCCACUACGUUUGCUGGGAAUGGCAGAACAAGUCGCGGAAAUAUCAUCAUUUACAAGCAACAUACUGAAGCCAGUACGAUAGAGCUCUUCUAUGAUCUCUUCUUCGUUGCGAAUCUUGCGUACUUUACAGCUAUGCAUCAGCAUACCGACGCAGAGUGUAUGUACAGCUCUAAAAACUUGGAUGCACUAGCUAACAGACUACUAGCACUCAUCAACUACAUCAAGCUCUUCACACUGAUGUGGUUUACCUGGCUAAGCGUCACACUUUUUGACGUGCGCUUCAGCAUCGACUGCGUAUGGAACCGCUUUCACAAAGCCAUACAAUUCGGCAUUUUCACGGGCUUUGUGUAUGCUGGACCGGUCUUCGACAAGUACAGCACCAGUGGUGUCGAGAAAUCGUACCGAAACUUUGCUAUCGUGCUCGUCAUCGGCAGAAUCGCAAUCGCUGUUCAAUACGCUGUGGUUAUGUGGCAAGGUCGCAUGUUCCGUCAAACAUUGAUCCCGUUAGGGCUCAGUGCAGGUGUACAUGCUGCUGCUGCGAUAUGCUAUGCCGUUACCAUGGUUGUAUUUCCCAAGGGCCGUGUUGGUCUUGAAGAACAACUCGCAUGGUAUGUAGUGCACUCCGCGUUCGGUUUCUAG
Molecule: messenger RNA, 843 nt
Organism: Alternaria ventricosa
Lineage: Eukaryota; Fungi; Ascomycota; Dothideomycetes; Pleosporales; Pleosporaceae
Exons: 1
Coding region: 1-843 (280 amino acids)
Source: RefSeq, a predicted model, not a curated record